Messenger RNA from Zea mays, 2137 nucleotides. RefSeq lists its product as uncharacterized. Gene Ontology annotation, molecular function: RNA binding. The record is from RefSeq and is a predicted model, not a curated record. NCBI's taxonomy places the organism in Eukaryota, Viridiplantae, Streptophyta, Magnoliopsida, Poales, Poaceae. Gene Ontology annotation, cellular component: nucleus. The transcript is spliced from 6 exons. The coding region runs from base 168 to 1859 and encodes 563 amino acids. Gene Ontology annotation, biological process: box C/D snoRNP assembly.
CCUGGUGGGUAUGAGUACGAGAUAGUAAUAUCCGGUGUGUAUUUACACAUUGCUAUCUCGCGUUUUUAUUACUACAUACACAAUGGUAGUGUUCGGUUUACCGUGACAGCCUAAAACCCUAUUGGGACGGCGGCCACCUCUUCGUCGUCAAGAACGCCGCCGCAGACAUGCGCCCCUUCCACACUCCCCGCCCCAACCAACAUCACCGCGCACGGCCCGGCGGCGACCCGGGCCCGCCUCACCUUCCCGGUACCCCCAUGCACCCCGCCUUCCCGCCACCUGUCCCCAACCUCGCCGCCGCCGCCAACCCCAUGGCUGCAGCGGCGGCGGCCAACCCUUUCCUGGCGCUGCAGCUUCUAGGCCAGGCCCAGCAGCUCCAGAAUCUCGGUUUCCUCGCCGCCGCCGCGCUCCAGAAGCAGCAGCAGCAGGCGCCGUUCUUUCCUGGAGGGUUCCCUUCGAACCCCAAUCAGUUUGCGCCUUUCGCGGGUGGCCCCCCGCCUGUCGGUUUCAAUGGCGGCGGGGCGUUUCGACCGGGCGGUGCUUGGAUUUGUGGGCCGCGGCCACCCAGUCCCAUGAUGAGCCCUGCGGGGAACGGUUCCAACAACAACAACAUCGCUGGAAGCGGUGGAGCGUCGAGGCCGAUUUUCAACGUUGGGAGGAAGGACCACAACAAUAUAGCUGGCAGCGGUGGCAUGCCGAGGCCGAUUCUCGACGCUGGGAGGAAGGACCGGGAUAGCAGUGCUGGCGGCAACGGCGAGCCGUAUCACUUUGAGAAUAGAGCGGAUGGCAUAUCUAAUUUUGUCUCUGAAAAUGGGAACAAAAUAACAGACCAGAAAUCAGGAUUUAGCGUUGGAAGAGAUGGUAGAGGUGGCAGGCAAUUUGGUGCAUUUAGAGGGAGGGGCAGAGGAAGGCAUCCUAAUCAAAAUCGUGGAAGAGGAAGCAACAACUGGGGAGAAAUAAAAUCAAACUUCAUGGGACACAAAAGUUCAGCAUCAAAGCAUUGCAGUGAUAUUGCAGCUCCAGCAUCUGGAGGACGCCGAAAGCCCCCUCCAAUAAUUUAUGAUGCAAAUGAAGUUAAACAGUGGGUAGAGGCACGAAAAAAGAACUACCCUACAAGUGUCAACGUAAAUAAGAAGUUGUCUGAGAUGAAAUCAGAUAAUGAAAACAAGGACAAAGAUGCCCAACUGCGACGUCAGGUUGAACUGAAGGAAGUCAUAGCAAAGCAACAAGAGCUGGGUUUUGACCCACCUGAGCUACCGCCUGGCUAUCUAUCAGAAAUUGGGGAUCAAUGCAUUGAAAAUAAAAAUAAUAGGAAAACUCAAUUCAGGGAUUCUCAUUUUGGAAAUCGUUUCAAUAAUAACAAAAGAUCAAGGUAUGAGCGUGGAGGUUUUCAGUCUAAAAGAUCUAAGGUAUGGAACUGUACUCCUCACGCUGAUCACGGGAUGGUCAAGAGCAGAGAACCAACCCUCCUGCAGAAGCUUCUUAGCUCUGAUAUCAAGAGGGAUAGACAUAGACUUCUUCACGUGUUCAGAUUCAUGACCUUGAACAAUUUCUUUAAGGACUGGCCUGACAGGCCUUUACAGUUUCCUAGUGUUAAGAUGAAUCAGAUUGAAAUAGGAAGCAAUAUUAGCACAGAUGACUUGGAGAAUGCUGGGAUGUCCAAAGACAGCAUCCUUGGUGUAAACGAAAAUGGUGAUUGGAAAGAGUUGAGCUCGAUUGAUGAAGAGGAUACCGAUAGCGCCAACCACAAUGAUGAAGACGUCGAUGAUGACAGUGUUGACAGCAGCAUUGAGGAUGGGGCCGAGGAGGACGGGUACGAAGAGCAGUUUAAUGAGCCUGAAGAUGAUACGGCAGUCUGAAUUUGACUGGGCCGGGUAUCCACAUCAAAAAGACAAAGCGCUUCUUCUUGAGUAGAGUUUUUGCACAACACAUUCUGUAGCUCUUCGCAUAUUCCUGUUCCAGGAGAGGGUCUGGUGUUUAAAGAAACUUUGUACUUUGUUGUAGUUGAAUUGUUAUGUUAUCGCCGGGAAUAUAUAUACAAUAUGCGGACGUGUUCUCUGUCCUUUUCUGAAUGUAUACAAAAGAGUAAAAUGUAUUAGGAGUCUUUGAAAUUAACAUGUGUUAUUUGGGUCCCGAA